CCAACGUUCACCAAAAAGAACCGUUCAUUCACGACGGAGUCACAACGUGCUCGUUUCAAUCAGAAAGCGUGUUUUUGGUGUAGUGGCAGGGAGUUGCUAUGGAGAGCCUUGGGAAGAAGUUCAAAGAGCUGUCCAUCUCCCGGCGUGUCCAGCCAGAGGAGCCUACUUACCUGCUGGACUUGUCCAUUCAGACUGUCUCUGGUCCAGGGCUGGUGGCUGUAUGCUGCUCAAACCACUCUAUUAAUCUGCACAGUAAGGAAAACCUCUGCCUGCUAAUGGAGUACCAGGGCCAUAGUGGUGCAAUCUGUGGGGUGAGCUUUGCCCACACCUCCUCAUAUCUGCUAUUCUCAGGCUCAGCUGAUGGAACAGUGAAAACAUGGGACGUCCGCUGUCCUGGGUCAGAGGCAACACAGGUGUUUAAGAGUGACGCCUCCCAUCUCUUUUGCAGCUUUGAUGUGAGCUGCAAUGAUGUAGUGCUGUGUGCGGGAACUGAGCAGCUGGACGAAGAUGAUAGCUUCUUGGUUUUCUGGGAUGCCCGCAUGAACAAGGAGAAAAAGGGAGGGGUUCUUGGGGUGUACUCUGAGUCCCACAGCGAUGACAUCACGCAGGUUCGUUUCCACCCUCGACAUGCAGACCGCCUGGUGUCUGGCUCAACCGAUGGUCUGGUGAACGUGUUUGACCUGAGCCUGGGUGCAGAGGAAGAGGCCCUGCUGGCCACCUGUAACUGUGGCUCCUCUGCUAGCUCAGUGUGCUGGGCGGGGAAGGACUUGAACCAGCUGCUUUGCCUCACCCAUGAUGAGGGACUCCAUCUGUGGGACCUGGGUCAGCUGGAUACAGACAAGCCCCUCACACUCUUCAGUGCUGCUGAUGCCCGCAACCAGACCCCUCUUUCCAAUCAGGGGGGCCUGGAUUACUUUGUUGGUGGAACUUGGCUAGAGGAGGCAGGGCACUUACUAGUUUUAGGUGGGACAAAUCGUGGGGAUAUCCACCUCCUGGAGUGCAGUGAGAAGGGCCUGAGUCUGCUGAGUUCCCCACAGAAGGGCCACUCUGCCGUGGUGCGCUGCUUCCUCUGGGACUCUGCCGGGGAAGCCCUGCUUACGGGAGGGGAGGACGCGCAGCUUCUUCUCUGGAAGCCAGGAGCUGAAGAGCUCAGUUCAGGGAAGAACGAUUCCCUAAAGAGUGCCUCUGCAUUACAUAUUAAAUCUAGACUACACAAGAAGCAUGGUUCUAAGAGGAACAAGAAGUUAGAAGUUUGAGUUGGCUGAAAAAUGAAUUUCAGUAUUCAAUCAGUAUUCCUCUUGCACUGAAAAAGAACUUGUUUGGAUUCAUUUAAUCAACUAAACUGCUUCACGUGUUUUUGUAUUCAUGUUAUUAUGAGUCAAUUUUAUUAUAUCUGUAUAUAUUGCUGUAUUUUAUAUAUUGCUGGUAUUCAUUACAAAAGUAAUACUUAUUUGCUUAUCUAAUACACACUCUCCAAUCACAUAACAAACAUACAAAGUGGGUUAGAGUGGCAACGGUUUAAGACCAAAGCAUUCGGUGCAUCUUUAUAUUGAGAGGAGCAGAUUUCAUUUCACUCAAAUGGCAUAGAGUGGAAUAACAUGAUAGUUGCUGUGCAGUUACUCUGCGGUGUAUGUAUGCCCCCUCAUGUGUAGUCCUUAGACAAGUGGAGUGUUAAUGGGGGUUACAUUUCAAAGCCUUAAGGGUAGAGUUUAACUAUCAGUUCAUUAGGUUAUGUGUCAGCUAUCAGUCCUGGGGAAUGAGAACUACAUGUAACCUUGUUUUUCUAGUAAUUGAAAUACAUUUGGCAAUAGCUUGAUGGUAGUUUUAACUGAAUUCAGAUCCAGGUAGUGUUUUCACUAAUUGAUAACGUUCUUUGUCAUGUGUUGGUGUAGUUAAAUACUGGAAUAAAACUCUACUUUUGA
This is a messenger RNA of Esox lucius (northern pike), 1922 nucleotides long. RefSeq names its product WD repeat domain 89 (gene wdr89). The transcript is spliced from 2 exons. NCBI's taxonomy places the organism in Eukaryota, Metazoa, Chordata, Actinopteri, Esociformes, Esocidae. The record is from RefSeq and is a predicted model, not a curated record. Gene Ontology annotation, molecular function: protein binding. Bases 99 to 1256 code for a protein of 385 amino acids.